GACUCAAACAGGAAGCUAGACGACAGAAUCCACGCUAACACUACUGUGGAUACUAUUAGCGAUAGAAGAGUUAAAGUUUAAACUCGGAGUCAGUUUGCUAAACCACUACAGUAUGGAGUCUUGUGUAACCACUGGACUCUGUGCAGCCUUUCAACGAGUCUUCUAGUCACUUAUGCAGUAACGUGGUUAAAGUUCACAUGCAUCAUGGAGGUACAGGAGGUGGAGAAGUGUUGCUGUGUCGUCCAGGUGUUUGAGGCUUUUUCAGCAAAGAAACCCGUGAGCUGCAGCGGAGUUAUCGUCCACCGUCAGUCUGGUACAGUGCUAUGCACGGGCGUCCCGUUUUCCCGUUUUACCACCGACAAAGAGUCCCUCUCCUCGGACCACGGGUUCCUGUCACCGCGCAGUUUCAGUGAAAAACUUAAAAUCCGCGUCAGCUUGUCCUCACCCUCCCGGAGCAAAACAACACCUCACCGGGAGGUCGCGGCCGAGCUGCUGAUGCUGGUGAACUGUCUGGAGUUUAAACGGGCUUUCCAGACAGUUUUCCAAGAGGCGGACAAGUGGCGUUUCCACAUGGACGAGGAGGACGAGGAGCUGAUCACAGACGCGCAGUCCCUCAGCUGGUUCGCGGUGCUCAAGCUAACCGUGGCGGCAGACAGCGGCCCGAAUGCGGGGACCAUACCCUGGCAGAGCGGCUCGUCUCUCCGUAAAGGCUGCCCGGUUGUUGCGUGCGGCUCACCUUUCGGCUCCCUCUGCUUGGACCUCUUCGGCAGCAGCCUCAGCAGGGGCAUCGUCAGCAACCUGUCCGGGGAGGACAACGCCGUCAUCCUCACAGACGCCCGCUGCUUGCCGGGCACAGAGGGCGGAGGGUUGUUCGCGGUGAAACGCCCGGACGACGUGCGUCUCCUCGGACUGAUCGUGUCUCCGUUUGGGUGGAAGGCGAACGAGUGGAUAGGCCUCACGCUGGUCUGCUCGGUCCACUCGAUCUUCAGGAACAUCAUCCGCUGCACGAGAGGUCAAGAUCCACUCCGAGGUGUUUGGCUCCAUCCGGGUGAUGCGGGCCUCCUCGUGUCCGCCGCGGCCCACGAGACCAGAGCUGUGAAAUGCCCCACUGUGUGCUUCGUGGACAGCGGACUGUUCUGGGGCUCAGGGGUGGUCGUCGCCCCUCGGCUGGUUGUGACCUGCCGCCACGUCGUCAACGGGAAGUCGACAGUCAACCUGAAGUUCCAUCACAGGGACAGAGUCCAUGAUGUCGUGGGUGAUGUGCUGUUUGCCACCAAAGCCUCCUCACCCUAUGAUUUGGCUUUGGUGCAGCUGAGGGACUCCGUCACAGAGGCUGUGGUCCCUUACAUGGCUCAGAGUUACAGUCCAGGGGAAUCUGUAGUUGUGGUGGGAUAUGGUGGCUUGGGCCGGAGAUGUGGUCCGUCCCUGACCUGUGGUGUCCUCUCCAAAACCAUCAGCUGGAAGGACCAGCCUGUGAUGCUUCAGACCACUUGUGCAGUACAAGCAGGGACCAGCGGGGGUGCUGUGGUGCGGACACGCUCAGGAGAGCUGCUGGGUAUCGUGUCUAGCAACACAAGGGACUUUGCUGCCAAAGUGACCUACCCGCACCUCAACUUUAGCAUCCCAGUGAGCGUCUUCCAGAGAUUGUUGCAGCGUUUUCACCAGACAAAGGAUGUUAAUGUGUUCAGGGUGUUGGAUAGCACAGAAAAAGAAGUCGGCACAGUGUGGCGGCUACAGAGUGCACAAAGCAAGCUAUAACCGAGGACCCCCGCAGCUUGAGAUAUGCUAGAGAAGAGGAUUAGAUGGUUGAAUCAAUAUGGAUGAUAUGUAUACUCGUAUUAAAUAAUCAAGUUGAUAUUAUGUGUAAUAUUUUAAACCGUUGCUGUUUCAUUCCUCACUUUGUUACAAAGUCAAGUCUGAAGGAGUAAAUGCAAUUAAAAUCAUUAAUUUAUAAUGUUCAUACUCUCACCCAGAAUUAUGCAGUAAACUGUGAAAUAUUGAUGUUAAAUUGACUUUAAUACCUGCUGAGAUAGUUUUAUUAUACUGUAAUGUAAUUCUAUCAAUAAAAUAGUUUAUUCUUGUGAUAUUUCGGUGGACUCUGGGUACCAGAGAAAUUUAGAGCGAAAGGGCUGAAUAAAGCAGGAUUUAAUACCCAUAUUAUUUCCUAUGUAAAUUCACAAAACACCAGAUAAAACAACGGGAGAAAAAGUGCAUCAGGUUUCACCUAAACCAUUUAAGCCUUAGUCAUUUAACAGUUGCAAUAUGAAGAAAAGACAUUACACUUUGAAUGUGUUUUAAUUUAAAUCUGGUUCUGUUACAUAUGGCUUGUUUUUCACCAAACGGGAGGAAUAAUCAGCAUUACUUGCUGAUGUGUUGCUGAAAAUGAUUGGUCCCUUUGGGUAGCCACAGACGCGCUGUCAGUAUCAGGUAUUCAGACAUCGGUUGGCAGGCAUGCCCACUCACAGCUAACACAUUUACGGCUUCACCCACUGGGACAUUACCGGAUUUCCAUUAUCACCGAAAUGUGAAACUGAGAAAUUACAUUUCAGAGGAUUGGUAACUGUCAGUUUUUACAAUACGAAGACAAGUUCUCUUGGCCCGAGCUUCCAAGAAUAUGCAUACACUGAAUCUUAACUGUAAGGUUUCUAUUUCACUGUUCACAGUGGAGAGGCUUGAGCAAUGUCCCGAGGGGGCCGAGGAGGGUUUUUCUAAAGGUAUUGUGCUGUUAGAAGUGCUGAUAUGCAGACUGUAUUUCAUUUCUGCUGGUUUCCCGUAGAUAUUAGCUACACUCCACUGCAGAGGGAGGUAAGGCAAGAGCAGAAGUGAGCUGACAAUAAAAUGUGCUCACACAUAGAUUUAUGUCUUUGAAAUGGUAGUUGUUAAGAUGGGCUGCAUCAUUAUCUAUUAUGUUUGUUAUUAAUAUUCAUUAAUCUUUCAAGAAUGUUAUUUAACUUGCUUGAAAAUGGUUAAGUUGAUCACCUAACUGGCAGAUUUUACUUGUAAUAAUAGCGAUAUUUUAAGAGUCAGUGUUUUAAGACUUGUUUAAAUGAGGAAACCACAGAUAAAAAAAUAAAUAAAAUAGACAUUUGGUAUGCUAAAAACUGCUAUAUCUAUCUCUAUUUAUAUAAACACCCACACACACAUAAACACACACAUUGACGUUAUUAGUUCCAGCUGUGGUUUUCUUGCUAUAAGUAGUCAAAAGGUUUGCUGUGAGAAGGGUCCAGUAAACAUGCUGCACAACACCAUUGCUGGUGCUAAAAUUUGACAAGAAAUGAAGAAAGAACAAAUGCACAGACUUACAUGUAUGGUGGCCGGCUGGGCCACAUAAACAAGUUUAUUUUAUUUCAAUUUUUUUUAUUAAACACAAUAAUUGAUCCACA
Messenger RNA from Anarrhichthys ocellatus (wolf-eel), 3383 nucleotides. It is a transcript of the gene tysnd1, whose product is annotated as trypsin like peroxisomal matrix peptidase 1. Gene Ontology annotation, biological process: regulation of fatty acid beta-oxidation; protein processing. The record is from RefSeq and is a predicted model, not a curated record. NCBI's taxonomy places the organism in Eukaryota, Metazoa, Chordata, Actinopteri, Perciformes, Anarhichadidae. Gene Ontology annotation, molecular function: serine-type endopeptidase activity. Gene Ontology annotation, cellular component: peroxisome. The transcript is spliced from 4 exons. The coding region runs from base 205 to 1758 and encodes 517 amino acids.